Molecule: messenger RNA, 808 nt
Organism: Setaria italica (foxtail millet)
Lineage: Eukaryota; Viridiplantae; Streptophyta; Magnoliopsida; Poales; Poaceae
Product: protein DOG1-like 3
Exons: 1
Coding region: 1-681 (226 amino acids)
Biological process (GO): DNA-templated transcription
Molecular function (GO): sequence-specific DNA binding
Source: RefSeq, a predicted model, not a curated record
AUGGAGACGGACGCCGCGACCCGACGCUACCGGCUCUGGCUUCGCGGGCUGCGGUCGCUGCGCGGCGAACUCAGGUCGGCCCGCUGGUCCAACUAUCCGGCCCAGCUGGCCGCGCUCGUGGGCUGCUUCGUGGCCCACCUGGAGUCCUACCACGCCGCGCGCGCCGAGCUGGACCCGGUCGUGACGCUGUGCGCGCCGUGGGCCACCGCCGCGGAGCGCAGCGCCGCCUACUGGCUCGCCGGGUGGCGCUCCACCACGCUGGUCCACCUGCUCUACACCGAGUCCGGGCGCCGCCUCCAGGCGCAGCUCCCGGACCUGCUGCUGGGCGUGCGGUGGCCGGGGAACCUCGGCGACCUCGGCCCCGCGCAGCUGGCGCGGGUCGACGCCCUGCAGCGGCGCGCGGUGGCCGAGGAGGACGCGCUGUCGAGGGAGAUGGCGCGGGUGCAGGAGGGCCGCGGGGGCGUGGUGACCGCCGGGCCAGAGGUGGCCCUGGACAUGGGGGUGCUCGUGGCCCGGCUAGGAGCGGUGCUGCGCGGGGCGGACGCGCUGCGUCUGCGCACGAUGAGGCAGGCGGUGGAGAUCCUGCAGCCCGCGCAGGCGGCGGAGCUGCUCAUCGCCGCCGCGGACCUGGAGAUCGGCCUUCACGAGUUCGGGCUCAAGUACGGGGGUCGUGACGAGUAGCAGUGUAGUACCUGGUCACCACCCUUGAGGCUUGCCUGGACCUGCCCAGUUUUUUUGCUUCCACAGUUUUGUGUGGGCUGUUUCACUGGGAGACGGGCGUUUUCUAGCUCGUUGCGCCGAGCACACG